Messenger RNA from Medicago truncatula (barrel medic), 5362 nucleotides. RefSeq names its product putative disease resistance protein At3g14460. Gene Ontology annotation, molecular function: ADP binding. NCBI's taxonomy places the organism in Eukaryota, Viridiplantae, Streptophyta, Magnoliopsida, Fabales, Fabaceae. The coding region runs from base 437 to 4207 and encodes 1256 amino acids. The record is from RefSeq and is a predicted model, not a curated record. The transcript is spliced from 7 exons.
UGGUAUCUUCUUUACGUAUUAUCUUCUUUCUUUGUUCUUUGGCAUAGUUUAGAAUUUGUUGCUACUUAUAACCAAAUCCAUCAGAUCAUCUCAUUGAUUUUCUACUUCUUACUUUCUCUUCUUUGAUACCAAACUUCAUCUUUCAUAUAUUAUUCUGUUUCCUCUUAAGUCUUUUUUAUAGCAGAUCUGAAGUUCAGUUUGUUUGUUCCACUUACUAUCCAUAUGAAACUCAUCAUUGAUAUCUUGUAGUUGUUACAUAAAAGCACACCAUUCAUUUUAUUGCUUCCUCUAAGUAUCUUUGGGAGAUCUUUCAAGUUCUUCAGUUUGUUUGUUCCACACACUUUCAAAUCUCAGUUUGUAUUUGUGGUGACAAAGAUCUCAGUUUGUUCUCACACUUUUAGAGGCUUUAAGACUUGUGCUUUAGGCUCAACAUAUCAUGGCAGAGUUGGUAGCCGGGGCAUUUCUUCAGUCUUCCUUUCAAGUGAUUAUUGAGAAGUUGGCUUCCGUUGGUAUCAGAGACUACUUUAGUAGUAACAAUGUUGAUGAACUUGUGAAAGAACUUAAUAUUGCACUUGAUUCUAUCAACCAAGUACUAGACGAAGCAGAGAUAAAGCAGUACCAAAACAAAUAUGUGAAGAAGUGGCUUGAUGAACUUAAACAUGUUGUUUAUGAGGCAGACCAACUAUUAGAUGAGAUUUCUACUGAUGCAAUGAUAAAUAAGCUAAAUGCUGAAUCUGAACCACUUACCACCAAUUUAUUGGGUUUGGUUUCAGCUUUAACUACAAAUCCAUUUGAAUGUAGGCUCAAUGAACAACUGGAUAAACUAGAACUUCUUGCAAAGCAAAAGAAAGAUUUGAGAUUGGGAGAAGGUCCUAGUGCUAGUAAUGAAGGCUUAGUCAGUUGGAAACCUUCAAAAAGGUUGUCAUCUACAGCUCUCGUGGAUGAGUCAAGCAUAUAUGGUAGGGAUGUUGAUAAGGAAAAACUAAUCAAGUUUUUACUUGAAGGCAAUGACAGUGGCAACCAGGUUCCUAUAAUCAGCAUAGUGGGUUUAGGAGGGAUGGGGAAAACCACCCUUGCUAAGCUUGUGUACAAUGACAACAAGAUAAAGAAGCAUUUUGAACUUAAAGCAUGGGUCUAUGUUUCAGAAUCUUUCGAUGUUUUUGGACUCACCAAAGCAAUUCUCAAGUCAUUUAAUCCUUCAGCAGAUGGUGAAGACUUGAAUCAACUCCAGCAUCAACUCCAACACAUGUUAAUGGGAAAGAAAUACUUGCUUGUUUUAGAUGAUAUAUGGAAUGGGAGUGUAGAAUAUUGGGAGCAGCUACUACUUCCGUUUAACCAUGGAUCUUCUGGAAGUAAGAUUAUCGUGACAACACGUGAAAAGGAGGUAGCAUGUCAUGUUCUAAAAUCAACCGAAUUAUUUGAUUUACAACAAUUGGAAAAAAGCAAUUGUUGGAGAUUAUUUGUGACACAUGCUUUUCAAGGAAAAAGUGUGUGUGAAUAUCCAAAUCUUGAAACAAUUGGGAAGAAAAUAGUGGACAAGUGUGGAGGGUUGCCUUUAGCUAUAAAAUCAUUGGCACAACUUCUGCGUAGAAAAUUUUCUGAACAUGAAUGGAUUAAGAUAUUGGAGACCGACAUGUGGCGUUUAUCAGACGGGGAUCACACCAUUAACUCAGUACUGAGAUUGAGUUACCAUAAUCUCCCUUCUGAUCUAAGGCGUUGCUUUUCCUAUUGUUCCAUUUUUCCCAAGGGCUAUAGAUUUGAAAAAGAAGUAUUGAUCAAGCUUUGGAUGGGAGAAGGUUUGCUGAAGUGUUGCGGAUCAGACAAAAGUGAAGAAGAGUUUGGCAAUGAAAUUUUCGGUGAUCUUGAGUCAAUUUCAUUUUUCCAACAAUCAUUUGAUCCAUAUGAGCACUAUGUCAUGCAUGAUCUUGUCAAUGAUUUAACAAAAUCAGUGUCAGGAGAAUUUUGUUUGCAAAUAGAGGGUGCUAGGGUGGAAGGUAUCAAUGAAAGGACACGUCAUAUUCAGUUCUCUUUUCCAUCACAUUGUGAUGAUGAUUUUCUUUUGAAGAAUCCAAAUGGUGUUGAUAACUUACUAGAGCCAAUUUGUGAGCUUAAGGGACUACGAAGUCUGAUGAUACUACAAGGCAUGCGAGCUUCAAUGGAUAUAACCAACAAUGUGCAACAUGGUCUAUUUUCAAGACUAAAAUGUCUGCGGAUGCUAACAUUUAGAGGUUGCUAUCUCUCAGAGCUUGUGGAUGAGAUAAGCAAUUUAAAACUUUUGCGUUAUCUAGACCUUUCAUACACUAAGAUUAGAAGCUUACCUGAUACCAUUUGUAUGUUGUAUAAUUUACAAACACUCUUGUUAAAAGGUUGUCGUCAAUUGACUGAGCUCCCUUCAAAUUUUUCCAAACUCAUCAAUUUACGUCAUCUUGAGCUCCCUUGUAUAAAGAAAAUGCCAAAGAAUAUGGGAAAGCUAAAUAAUCUUCAGACCUUGUCAUAUUUUAUUGUGGAAGCCCAUAAUGAAUCUGAUCUCAAAGAUUUGGCAAAACUCAACCAUCUUCAUGGAACAAUUCAUAUUAAAGGGUUGGGUAAUGUCAGUGAUCCUGCAGAUGCUGCCACAUCAAAUUUGAAAGAUAAGAAGUAUUUAGAAGAAUUUCAAAUGGAGUUCAAUGGCGGAAGAGAAGAAAUGGAUGAAAGAAGUGUGUUAGUCUUGGAGGCUUUACAACCAAAUAGCAACUUGAAGAAGCUCAACAUCACAUGCUACAAAGGUAGUAGCUUUCCAAAUUGGCUAAGGGGUAGUCAUUUACCGAACUUAGUAUCUCUUCAACUGAAGGGUUGUGGGUUAUGUUCCUGUUUGCCAGCACUUGGACAACUCCCUUCUCUCAAGAAACUUUCCAUUUAUGACUGUGAAGGAAUAAAGAUCAUUGAUGAAGAGUUUUAUGGCAAUAAUUCAACAAUUGUUCCAUUCAAGUCCCUUGAAUAUUUGAGAUUUGUGGAUAUGGUCAACUGGGAGGAAUGGAUAUGUGUAAGGUUUCCUCUGCUUAAAGAGCUUUAUAUAGAAAAUUGUCCUAAAUUGAAAAGCACCCUGCCUCAACAUCUUCCUUCUUUACAAAAAUUGAUUAUUUAUGGUUGCAAAGAGUUGGAGGAAUGGUUAUGUCUUGAAGGGUUUCUUUCUCUUAAAGAGCUUUCUAUAUGGUAUUGUUCUAAAUUCAAAAGGGUAUUGCCUCAACAUCUUCCUUCUUUACUAAAUUUGCGGAUCAAUUAUUGCAACGAGUUGGAGGAAUGGUUAUGCCUUGGAGAGUUUCCUUUGCUUAACGAGUUUUCUAUAUCCAAUUGUCCCGAAUUGAAAAGGGCUCUGCCACAACACCUUCCUUCUUUACAAAAAUUGUUCAUUAAUGAUUGCAACAAGUUGGAAGCAUCAAUUCCCAAGUGUGAUAAUAUGAUAGAGUUAGAUAUACAAAGUUGUGAUAGAAUUUUGGUAAAUGAAUUGCCGACCAGCUUGAAAAGUUUACUCCUUUGGCAAAAUCGGUACACUGAGUUCUCUGUGGACCAAAAUUUAAUCAAUUUUCCCUUUCUUGAAUCGUUGCAAUUGGAUUUUACUGGCUUUGUGGAAUGUCCCUCUUUGGAUCUACGUUGCUAUAAUUCUCUUUGGAGACUAUCAAUACAAGGAUGGCAUUCCUCCUCCUUGCCUUUGGAACUACACUUGUUCACCAAUCUUAAUUAUCUGUAUCUGUACGAUUGUCCAGAGCUGGAAUCGUUUCCAAUGGGUGGUUUGCCUUCCAACUUGGGGAGUCUUCAAAUAUACAAUUGCCCAAAACUGAUUGGUUCGAGAGAGGAGUGGGGUUUGUUCCAACUCAAUUCCUUGAAAUCUUUCUUUGUUACGGAUGAGUUUGAAAACGUGGAGUCGUUCCCAGAGGAGAAUCUGCUGCCACCAACGCUAGAGACUCUUGUGUUGAAUAAAUGUUCAAAGCUAAGAAAAAUGAACAACAAGGGUUUUCUCCACCUCAAAUCUCUUAAUUGGCUAUCUAUUUUAGACUGUCCUAGUCUUGAGAGCUUGCCAGAGAAGGAGGCUCUACCCAACUCCCUUUCUGAAUUGAACAUUAGAAAUUGUGGAAUAAUAAAGGAGAAGUAUGAAAAGGAGGGAGGAGAGCUUUGGCAUACAAUUAGUCACAUCCCGAAUGUGUGCAUUGACAACAUUAAGCAGGAAUGAAGGUUAAUUGCACCGCCACAUAGUGCUAGCAAGACCAAGUUAUGGGUCCCACAUACUUUGACUCUUUGUGAAUAUCUGAAUUAAGGUGAACAAAUUUCCCACACACAAGGGUUAUUACAAUUACACUGUUUGGAAGGACAAGAGGGAUUCUUCAUUUGGAAUAGUUUGAAGAGUGGUGGGAAUUUGUUUUUGUAUGAUUUGGGACAAUAUGAGUGAGGGUAGUUUCGGAAAUGAUGAUUGUGGUGAUUGUGUUAGAGAACAAACUCAAUUGGAGUGUGGCGAUUCAAUCUCUGCUCUGAAUUAUCUUUUUAGUUCCCAACAUAUCUUCUUCCUCUUCAGCUGGAUGGCAUAAUAAUUAUAUUCUUUGAGACAGUUCUGCAUCAAGGGCUGAAGGAUGCCAGGGAGUUGAUCUUGCACAUUCAAUACAUGGUUUAGAUAGAUAAGGCAUUGUUCUUGCUAUAAAAAAGAGGUAGCAGGGCACACAAAUUUGCAACAGAGAAAUUUUGGUUUUUGUUUCUUUCAGCCAAAGAUGAUUUAGACUCGACGUAGAGCCUCGUGAUCAUGUGCGGGCAAGGGAAGAGGCUGACAUUGUUUGAAUUCCAUCCAUUCCAAUUUGUUCAUGGAAACAUGAGACUUGAGAAAAGAAGCCGAUGAAUUAAUUGCAUCAACCAAUUACAUGGGAAUUUUGGUGGAUUCAAUGACAUCCAACUUGAGAAAAAACCACUGUCCUCAUGGUGGAUGGGAGCUUCCAUGGUGUUUGGAACAACCAAUGACUCUUACAAUGAUUCUUACCAAGACUGACUGCACUUUAUAUGCUGCCAAAUGUAACAGAACCAUUCUGCAAUGCACCACUCCAAGGAAACUAGGAGCAUCAGUACAAAGUUAACCAACUCCAAGUGGAAUAAACAUGUGUUUCAGACAGAGAAUAUCAUUGUUGAGAUGUGAUGUCAGACGAAGAAUAUCUUUGUAUGUCCUUCCUAGUUCAUACACCGGAAGUUGACUUGUCAAUUUAGUGAAAUUCAAUAAAACACUACUCUUCAUUGCAGUACUUCUGAUUGUAAUUCAUUACUUUUUCUCAGUUUGUGAAUAAGUUUAUCUUUCUGCAUCAUUAGAAGGUUCUUCUGUGCUCAAAAAGCCACAACAGUUCGUUAAGCA